Chiroxiphia lanceolata (lance-tailed manakin) is the source of this 2652-nucleotide messenger RNA. RefSeq names its product carboxypeptidase A1-like. The transcript is spliced from 12 exons. Gene Ontology annotation, molecular function: zinc ion binding; metallocarboxypeptidase activity. Bases 1356 to 2615 code for a protein of 419 amino acids. Gene Ontology annotation, biological process: proteolysis. The record is from RefSeq and is a predicted model, not a curated record. Lineage: Eukaryota; Metazoa; Chordata; Aves; Passeriformes; Pipridae.
GACUUCCAGGGGAAUUACUGUAGCUCCAGAAGCAGGGAAUCAGCAGGAAAUCCUCAUGAUGGUUCCUGACUCUUAGGAUCAUUUUUUGUUGUUUGAUUGGUGCUUGUUUUCCCAGAAUUGGGCUCUGUGACCCCUCCCAGACCCGAGGACUCUGUGCCCUUCGUGUGCCCCCAAGACACGACAGUCAGAGGGUGACUAAUCCCUACGAGCCAAAACAGGCUGGAUCCCUGCCUGAGGCUCCCUGUGUUCCCAAAAACACGAGCCCUGGCCUUGCACAAGACUUGCUCGGGGUCUGAACCCAUGACAGGCCUCCCUAGGCAUGGAGAGAUCACGUGGGAGGGGAGGCAAGGGGAGGAACAGCAGGGAGGUGAUGUGAAAAGCUUCCUCUGGGAAUUGUCACUUGGAAUUUCCUUGUUCUCCUGAGGUGGAUGGAGCAGCUGAACCAUCUCCCUCCCAUCCCAUAUUCCCAGGAAUCCCAUCUGCAGGUGUGACUGCAGGCUCAGCUCCUGGCUCUUCCUCAGCAACAGUUUUAGUGGGAUAAAUAAAAAGUGGAUCCAGCUCCUGUAACAUUUUUAAUGGGAUAAAAAAGAAGUGGAUCCAGCUCCUGGUUGUUCCUCAGUAAUAUUUUUAGUGGGAUAAACAAGAAGUGGAUGCGAUUCCUGAUUGUUCCUCAGUAACAUUUUUAGUGGGAUAAACAAAAAGUGGAUCCAGUCCUGUAACGUUUUUAGUGAGAUAAAUAAGAGUGGAUCCAGCUCCUGGUUGUUCCUCAGUAACAUUUUUAGUGGGAUAAACAAAAAGUGGAUCUAAUUCUUGGCUCUUCCUCAGUAAUGUUUUUAGUGGGAUAAACAAGAAGUGGAUCCAAUCCCUUGUUGUUCCUCAGUAACAUUUUUAAUGGGAUAAACAAAAAGUGGAUCCAGCUCCAGGGGAGAUUAUUCCCAAAGUUCAACCAGGAGACUGCCUUGGCUCCCUCCACAUGGAUAACAACAACUCCAGCAUCUGGGCACCUUCGACAAGGAGCUUUGACUGGAAUAAAACCCUCUGGGAUCUCUGGGACACAACCCCCAGCCCGGAGCUCCUCGGCCGCGGCGAGGGCCGGGACGGCUCCCGUUUUCCCAGGAAUCCGUGUGAAAGGACACACAUUGCUCCGGAUCCGCCUCCCGCCCCCCUGCUCUGGCUGUGCCCUUGGAAAAUCCGGGUCUGGAGGUGCCCUCGGCCUCCCGGUGGCCUCGAGGGGGGUGAUAAGGGUGGGAACUCGGGCGCGUGGGGCGAUAGCUCGGCCCAGAUAAGGUUUUACCUGGGAAUGAAGCCCGGCAUAAAUCCCCCUUUUCCCAGGCCGAGCCGAGCCCGCGGCGAAGAUGAGGCUGGUUCUGCUCCUCAGUGCCCUCCUCGGGGCUUCCCUGGCCCUGGAGACCUUCGUGGGGCACCAGGUUCUCCGGAUCAAGGCCAGAAAUGAGGAGGAGGUGAGGCAGCUGCAGCUCCUGGAGUCGCUGGAGCACCUCGAGCUGGAUUUCUGGAUCAACCCCUCUGCCCCCGCCCUCCCUGUGGAUGUGAGGAUUCCUGCUGCCAGCGUCCAGUCGGUCAAAGCCUUCCUGGAAUCCCAGGGGAUCGAGUAUUCCAUCCUGAUCGAGGACCUGCAGGAAUUACUGGAUGAGGAGAAGGAGGCCAUGGUGAGGUCCAGGAGGGUAAAGAGAAGCUCCAGGGCGUUCGAUUUUGGCUCCUACCACACCCUGGACGAGAUCUACUCCUGGAUGGACACCUUGGUGGAGGAUCAUCCCGGGCUCAUCAGCAAGAUCCAGAUUGGGCAGAGCUAUGAGGGCAGACCCCUGUUGGUGCUCAAGUUCAGCACCGGGGGCUCGGCCCGGCCGGCCAUCUGGGUGGACACCGGCAUCCACUCCCGGGAAUGGAUCAGCCAGGCCACCGGUGUCUGGAUGGCCAACAAGAUCGCCGAGGAGUACGGGCGGGACCCCUCCGUCACGGCCCUCCUGGACAACAUGGACAUCUUCCUGGAGAUCAUCGCCAACCCUGAUGGCUUUGUGUUCACCCACAGCUCCGACCGCCUGUGGCGCAAGACCAGGUCCCCCAACACCGGCUCCCGCUGCCUCGGCGUCGACCCCAACAGGAACUGGGACGCGGGGUUCGGAGGUGCCGGCUCCAGCAGCGAUCCCUGCUCUGACAUCUACCACGGCCCCUUCCCGCACUCGGAGAGGGAGGUCAAGGCCAUCGUGGACUUCAUCCGUGGCCAUGGGAACAUGAAGUCCGUCAUCUCCAUCCACAGCUACUCCCAGAUGCUGCUUUUCCCCUACGGAUACACGUCGGUGCCCUCACCCGACUAUCAGGAAAUGAACGAGCUGGCCAAGAAGGCCGUGAGCGACUUGGCCGCCGUGUACGGGACCAAAUACACCUUCGGCAGCAUCGCCGACACCAUCUACACGGCGGCAGGCACCACCGUCGACUGGGCCUACGACCAGGGGGUGAAAUAUUCCUUCACCCUGGAGCUGCGGGACACGGGGCGCCACGGCUUCCUCCUGCCCAGCUCCCAGAUCCUGCCCACGGCCACCGAGACCUGGCCGGCCCUGCUGGACAUCAUGGUCCACGUCCUGGAGCACCCCUACUGAGCCCAGAGCCUCCCCCUUCCCUCGCCCCAAUAAAUCA